Messenger RNA from Rhizophagus irregularis DAOM 181602=DAOM 197198, 1890 nucleotides. RefSeq lists its product as uncharacterized. The record is from RefSeq and is a predicted model, not a curated record. Gene Ontology annotation, molecular function: acyltransferase activity. Lineage: Eukaryota; Fungi; Glomeromycota; Glomeromycetes; Glomerales; Glomeraceae.
AUGUCUAAAAAAGUGGAAUUAGAAAAAGGUAAAAGAGAAUUCAAAACAUUCAGCAACCAGCACCGGUUACCAAGGCUGCCAAUUCCUUCAUUAGAAGAGAGUACAACAAGAUAUUUAAAUUCUCUCCGACCUCUUCUUUCUUCAGAAGAACUUGCACGUAUUAAACAACAUGUAAAGGAUUUCAUUAGACCAGGUGGCAUUGGGCAAAUACUUCAACAACGGCUAAUCGAUGUUGACCGGAUCUCACCAUAUAAUUGGUUGGAUGAUGCUUGGUGGAUGAAAAAGGCCUAUCACGAAUGGAGGGUUCCAUUAGUCGUUAAUUCAAACUGGUAUAUUGCGUUCAUCGAUGAUCCAAAUACUCCAAAAGAGUAUUUAACACAUAAUAAUGGAGUUCAUCCAAAAGGACAAUUUUCUGAAUGGCAAAUCAAAAGAGCUGCGCACAUAAUUGGAAGAAUGUUGGAUUUCAAGGAAUUAGUUGAUACUGAAACGCUUCCUCCGGAUGUUACGCGAUCUUAUCCUUUGUGCAUGUAUCAAUAUACACGUUGUUAUGGUGUCACUCGUAUUCCAAAACCUGGUUCCGACGAAUUGGUGUAUACACCACAUCCUGCUCCUGCUAGGUACAUACUCGUCAUUGCAAAAAAUCAAUUUUAUGUCUUGGAUGGUUAUGGCAAAAAUGGACAGAGAUAUAGCGAUGGUGAUUUUGAAAUACAACUUCGCCAAAUAGUUGACGAUGUUUUAAAAGCAAAACACGAUCCUCCAGUUGGAGUGCUUACGGCCGAUGAUCGUGAUUUUUGGGCUGUGGCGCGUGAAAAUUUGCUUAAAGUUUCACCACAAAAUCGUCAAACUCUGACAUUUAUUGAAAAUGCAUUAUUCGCAAUAAGUUUAGAUGAUUAUUCCACGGGAGUGGACCUUGACAAAUUCAUUCGAAAUAUGUUUCAUGGUAUGAAUGCUCAUAACCGUUGGUUUGACAAAGCAUUGUCUAUUUCAGUAGAAAGUAGUGGACGUGGAGCUUUGAAUGGGGAGCAUUCACCUUGUGAUGCUCUUAUACCUUCAAUUAUCGUGGAUUGGGUUAUGUCUGAAUCAGCUACGCUAAAUGCACCAACCUCCGGACGAUUGACCGCUGCUCCACGAAGGAUUAGAUUCGUGACGGAUGAACAGACAUUAAAAGAUAUUGCUGAAGCGGAAAAAAGGAUCGGUCCCAUAAUUGCUGAUUCAGACGCGGUUAUAUUACAAUUUUCAGAAUAUGGAACUCAUUUUAUCAAAAAAAUUGCAAAGUGUUCCCCAGAUGCAUAUAUGCAAAUGGCUAUACAAUUGGCAUAUUUCAAGACACACAAGAAAGUUGUUCCAACUUACGAAACUGGAUCGACUCGACAGUUUUUACACGGACGUACUGGUACGAUCAGGACACUUAGCGUGGAAAGCAAAUCGUUUGUUGAAGGGAUGGAAAGCGAAUCAUUAACGGCACAAGAAAAAUAUAAUUUACUACAAGCAGCGACAAAAGCACAUAGCGAUUAUACGCGUGACGUUUCAGAUGGAAAAGGUUGUGAUCGUCAUUUAUUAGGAUUAAGGCUUUUACUUCGAGAAGGUGAAUCUCAUCCAUUUUUCACAGAACCAAUUUUUGCUAAAAGUCAAGAGUGGCUUUUAAGCACAAGCGGCCUUGGUGCUGGAAAUAGACUAAGUGGCUCUGGCUUUGGAUGCGUUUUUCCUAAUGGAUAUGGUAUCAACUAUCUUACUGGAGAUAAUUUAUUGAAAUUUGGUAUAGAGUCCAAAUAUUCCUCAACCGAAACAGACUCAAAUGCUUUAAGACAAAAUAUUGUGAAUGCAUUGAAAGAGAUGAGGGAUAUAUGUGAACAAGUUAAUGGUAUAUACGAAAAAGAAAGUAGGCUAUAA